This is a messenger RNA of Rhipicephalus sanguineus (brown dog tick), 7551 nucleotides long. RefSeq names its product delta-like protein 1. NCBI's taxonomy places the organism in Eukaryota, Metazoa, Arthropoda, Arachnida, Ixodida, Ixodidae. Gene Ontology annotation, biological process: establishment or maintenance of epithelial cell apical/basal polarity; heterophilic cell-cell adhesion; Notch signaling pathway. Gene Ontology annotation, molecular function: calcium ion binding. The record is from RefSeq and is a predicted model, not a curated record. The transcript has 7 exons. Bases 871 to 3924 code for a protein of 1017 amino acids. Gene Ontology annotation, cellular component: plasma membrane; protein-containing complex.
GUACCGGAUUUUUGCGGAGGGGAGGUUUACGUCCGUCGGCUCCCGUUGUUGAGAAAGAAAACGAGCCGCCUCGCGGCUACUGCGGGACCGGCCGCCGCCGUCGUCGUUUUUGUACCACUAGCCCCACCAAAAAGACCGGCAGCAGCACUUCUGCAAAAGCUUGUGUGUCGUCUGCUCAACUUCUGCUGUGUUUCUGUGUGGUGUCGUCUGCUUUUGUUUUUCGGGGACGCCGUCUGUGCCGCGCGGCGAUCGUCGGCUCCCGUCCGUCGUCUGCUACGGCAACAACGAUGCUACCGCGGCGUGUUGCCGUAGUGUGCCGGCGGCUUACGACGCGCAGGACCUCUUCUGCUGAAGGCGCCGCUCAUCGGUAGCGCCUGCUCGUGCCUACCCUGUGGAUUAUCUAUCCUUCACGACGGAGUUUCUUGUCGUCUGCUACUACUUCAACUGUCGUCUGCUUCUCCUCGAUCGUCUGGCUUCCGACACGCACACUCGGAUUUGGUGCUGCCGCCACAGUGGAUGUGAUUUUGUGAUCGUGGAUUAUUAGUUGUCUUUUGUUUUCUUUGAACGCGCGUACUCUACAACAGAUCGCGUCGCGAUGAGAUUAUUACUACCCGUCGCGGCUACUCGAUGCCCAGGCGUCGCGACCACGCGUAGCCGCGUCUGCGACUACCCCGAGGGCCGGAGGCACUGACGCUCACAAAAAAACGCAAAUUAGGUCUUGUUUUAAGUCUCCGCUGGGAACAUUAAGAGUAACGGCUCUGUUCUUGUUUAUUUUCUCUCUUUCUUAACAAGAAAGACCCGAAGUCGUAGGCUACGGGUGCUCGGCUUCAUCAUCAGGUCUACUCUACCGGUUGCUGAGUCGUCGCGACCAUGGUAGCGAGAAGACCGGAAAGACGGAGGUAUUCCGCGACUUGGGAAGAGUCUGAGGUCGUCGAAGACAGCGCGGUCAGGUGUUCUUCGGCCAGGGACUUGCCGGGGGCGACGCCAAUGACGGCGUACCAUUGCCACCGCCGCCUCGCGUCGUCGGAGCAUACGACGUCGAGGGACUCGAAGUCGCAUCCGACGACGUUGCCGUGUUGGUGGCAGCAGCAACAACAACGAAGGCGAUGGUCUCGUAGCGACUCGGAGCACCAGGAGUCGUCGAACGACUCGACCACCCGAAGGCAAAGAAGACUUCGACCUAGUCGGUCGUCCCAACAUCGCCACCACCAACAAGAAGUCCUCCCCGACGAGACGUGGACGGCGGGGUGGCCCCGUCCGCGGUCUUGGUGGUCGACGACGUCGCCAGCGACCACGCCUUGUUACCGGAGGACGUCGACGACGCGAAGGCCCAGCUGCAGCCUGCGGUCGUCGCUCCUACUCCUGGUUUUACUCUGCUUACUGCAGCAACCACUUCUGGUCCUCGGCUCCGGCGUUUUCGAACUCCGGCUCGGCUCCUUCUCGAACCCUUCGAACCGCGACUCCCAGGGCGCGUGCUGUUCGACGGGGCUACCCCCGGCCACCGAGGGUACCCCGUGUCCGGGUAGCCCCUGCCGGGUAUCCUUCCGCGUCUGUCUCAAGCACUACCAAAAGACCGUGGACACCGACUCGCCCUGCACGUACGGCGAGCUCAGCACGCCCGUUCUCGUGCAGUCCACGUCGGACGGCGCCAUCUUUAACGCGUCACGGCCACCCAUAACGUUCCCCUUCGAGUUCUCAUGGCCCGGCACCUUUUCGCUCAUCAUCGAAGCGUGGCACGAAGGACCUGCGCCCGCCGGCGGUUCGACGUCGUCUUCCGGCGUUCACCGGACCCUGGUGGCGCAGAUGUCGACGCAGAAGUGGCUCGACGUGGGCGACUCCUGGACGCCCGGUACGCUACAGAAGGAGCGCGCCGCCCUGUCUUACUCGUACCGCGUCCGCUGCCAGGAGUUCUACUACGGCUCCGAGUGCGCCAAACUGUGUAGGCCCCGAGACGACAAGUUCGGCCAUUUCACGUGCAGUGCGUCCGGCGACGUCGUCUGCCUGCCAGGCUGGAAAGGGGACUACUGCACCAAAGCGAUCUGCCUGAAGGGCUGCAAGGAGCCCCAGGGCGACUGCGACCGUCCCAACGAGUGCAAAUGCCGCAUCGGCUGGGAGGGCCCGCUGUGCGACCGCUGCGUCCGCUAUCCGGGCUGCCUGCACGGCACCUGCUCGCAGCCCUGGCAGUGCAACUGCGACGAAGGCUGGGGCGGCCUGUUCUGCAACCAGGACCUCAACUACUGCACCAACAACCGGCCCUGCCGACACGGCGGCACGUGCACCAACACGGGACAGGGCUCGUACACCUGCUCCUGCCUGCCCGGCUACGCCGGCACCGAUUGCGAGAUCGUCGAGGACCCCUGCCUGGCGUCGCCCUGCCAGAACGGGGGCAUCUGCCGCGCCACGGACUCCGCGACGUCUUCUUCCUCGACCCACGGCUACACGUGCAGCUGCCCUCCGGGACUCGGGGGCCGACACUGCGAGGUCCCGCACAGCGCGUGCGACUCCAACCGGUGCCUCAACGGGGGAAGCUGCCACGAGGCUCCGGACACGCCGGAAGGUUACCGGUGCCUGUGCCCUGACGCCUUCGCGGGAGACCGGUGUGAAGUGCAGAGGGACCCGUGCGAGCCGUCGCCCUGCGCUAACGGUGGUACGUGCGUCACUCUCUCGGACGGCAACUCCCGCGGCGGCGAGCAGCGGUACCGCUGCGAGUGCCGGCCGGGCUUCGAGGGACCCCAGUGCCGGACCAACAUCGACGACUGCGCCUCCGACCCGUGCCUGAACGGCGCCACGUGCCUGGACGGCGCGGACAGCUUCCGCUGCCUCUGCCGGCCGGGAUUCGUGGGUCGGCUGUGCGAUCACGACGUCGACGACUGCCUCACGUACCCGUGCGCCAACGGGGGCCGCUGCGUGGACCUGGUGAACGACUUCGCCUGCAACUGCCCCGCGGGCUUCUCUGGCAAGGACUGCUCGGUGAACCUGGACGAGUGCGCUUCGUCGCCGUGCCUCAACGGCGGCGUGUGCGUCGACCUGGCCGGCCGGUACGAGUGCCGAUGCCCGGGCGACUUCAGCGGCGACCGCUGCGAGCACCGGCCGCCCGCGCUCGCGCCUCGGGUCGCCGUGGUGCCGCCGUCGCUGGGCAGGUCGUCGGCGAGGCGCGGCGGCGAGGAUAUGGGCCGCCACGACCUGCUCACGAGGGCGGAAGACAACAGACGGGGCCGGAGUGACGAGGACGCGCUCUCGGGCGUCCAGCUGGCCCUCAUCGUGACGGCGUCGGUGGCCGUCCCGCUGAUCGCCCUCGCCGCGGCGCUCGUUAUCGUGUGCCAGCGGCGGCGGUGGAAGGAGCGACGCGACGCCGAGGCCGCUAAGCGCCAGAACGAACGCAACGCGGUCCAGCACCACGGCAUGAACAACAAAGGUGCCGGCGGCAAGGCCCCGCCGCACACGGUGGUCGUCAACACGCUGGUCGAGAAACCGCUCCAGAAGAAGGCUAACGGGGACAACAACGCGGCGUCUUCGUCGUCGUCGUCGACCUCCGCGGCAGCCACGACUGGUACGGCCAAAGUGCUGAACGUGGACGCGAGAGCACAGAGCAAGCUCUCGCUCGACGUGGACACUACCCCAGAAGGGGUGCACGCGAGUACGAGGACUCUAAACAGGCUCUACCAGGAGCCGGGUGGUGGUGGCAUUGAGGGUGGUGUGACAGUGGCAACGCAGCAUGGCCUGGACCGUGCUUCGUUGCGUGGAUCCUCACCCAAAAGCUGUGAUUCAAGAGUGGCGGAUAGCACCGUAGUCGAAGAGGACGACAUCGUGUCAAUCAAACAGCAGCUGCAGCAACAGCCCCAACCAGUCACGGGAGGCAAUAGCGCGGUGUACGUGAUAGAGGACCACUAUCGGGACGAAAACCUGCUCGCAACAGAAGUGUGAGACGGUCUCCAGAUGCCAACGUGGGUGGUACCCCCCUACUGCCAUCGUGCGUUGUGAUUCGCUGCCCUCUGACCUCGAUGAAGCCCUGGCCGGGCACGGGGACGUGACGUUGCCGUGCCCGCAGUCGCCACGUGACCAUGACGUCACGAGCCGUCGUCCCCACGUGACUGACGCCACGCGCCGUCAUCGUCACGUGCUGUCGUCGAAGUGCAGCUGCGUCUGUUCGAAAGUGCCCCCCAUGUGCCAUCGUCAACACUGCCUGUGACGUUUCGUGACAUCAGUGUGUGUGCACAUCCCCCUUCCCGGGCAGCUAUAAAUGAAGGGCAGCGCCGGAAGAAGAGGUCGUCACGUGUGGGACUUUUAAAGACAGAUGCGUGACGGUCUGGGCCACCACCACGACCUCACAACCAAAAUAGUCAUCCAGAGAGUCUUUUUUUUUUCUUUUAUCAUUAAUAUAAAUGCUUCCCUAGUGUGGAGAGGUGCUGUCUGUGGACUGAAUGCGUGAGGACCUCAUGGACGUGUGUACGGAACACUUAUUGCGAUCACGUGCCUAACCACAUGUGACUGUUGCGGCUCGCCAGAGCCCACCACCUCAUCGUCAGUUGCAGAAAGAGCCUUCCCAGCAUCGUCACCACUCAUGGAUCCAAAGAGCUUGUUCUAUCUAUAUUCCCUUUCGCUUGUGUGCACGUGACAUGCAUACGUUGCAAAGCCAGAGACUUAUUUCGAAAAAUGUCUGUCGGGACACGUGAGCAGCGGGCAGGCGUGUGCGUGUGUCUGCUGUCUGUGUCGCGUGUUCCCCGGGAGAGUCCUAAGAAACCGUCUGGGUAUUUUCACCAUUUUUCUUGUUUCAUGCAUUUUUCUUUUUUUUUGUCAUGUUUACGCCUUGUUGAUUAAUUUUAUUAUUUGUUCUUCCUUUUCAUACCUCUAUGACUCAGCCAAGUCCUUAGAGCCUUUUAAGCACCUACCAGGAGAAGGAGUGUUUCUUUUGUUUUUAAUUUCUCGCAAUGUUAUAUGCGCAACUUGUCCCUGCAGUGAGAUAAAAAAAGAACACACAUCUCAUCCUCAUCUACGUCCUGGCUUUUCAGUGGCCAUUGUCUCCUUGUGAGAGGGCACGAAAUUUCCUGCUGGAAACAUUUGCAUGUGUGGCCGGUAUUAGAUUAUGUAUUUAUUCGAAAUGCUGUUUAUUCAAAUACCCUCGAGUGCAUUCUCUUCAGUCGUUCCAUUUAGCCCGUCCUGAGCCUAUGCCUGUUGUCCGUGCCUGUGGUCUCAAUUGUCUGGUCAUUUUUCGCCUGCCCACAUCUUUCAUAUUUUAUAUUUCUCGCUGCUCUUGCCUGUUCGAUGUGCUCAUCAUGUUCUGGCAGGCCACGCUUCAAUCCCCCGCAAGAUAAUUGUUUUUUCUAAUUUAUUAUUACCCGUUAGAGCAGUGGCUCUCAGUGGUGUCGAAGGCGCAGCGUCUACAGCCAACUCUCGUUGCCCACAAACAACUCCGUCGGAUCUGACAUCACUAAACGUGUUGCUGCAGUCUUUUGCGGCAGUUGCAAAAGUCUUACCAGCUCUUAUCAAAUUUAGCACACCGCCUUGACAGAACCACCCGAGUUGGCGUAGUCUCUGUACAUGUUCGACACCACGACUUGUAAGUUAAGGACCUCGGUAUUAGUAUCGCAGUUUGUACGUCAUGCACAGUUGCAGCAGUUCCGUGUUUUUCGUUCUCUGUGUUCCAAGCUCAGUCUGUCCGUGCCUCACCGCUGCUUGUCUCGGGCUGUUCUUCAUGUUGUUCCUCUUGUACUGUUUACGUGUUCCUGCAGUUUGUGCCGUGCAAGCUCAGUGACAGUGCCACUGCUCGAAACCGUCAUUCUGUCCCGAGACUCCUGCUUUUUUCAUCUCCUAGCGUCUCCAUCCCAUGUCGUUCUUUUGGGGUUAUUCGUUGUCGCUCCCUUGAUUGCAAAUUGGUGUUAACCAGGGCGUCAAAUGGAAGCGACAGAAAUUGUGCAUGGACAUUAGUGCGAACGUUAUCAUGCUCCCUCUAGAUUUAUCUGUCGUUGCCUUCGUGUGACAUCAGGUAUUUUAAAUCGCAUCGCUCCUCGGGACACCUUGUGGAGUAGAAGCCCACAGACGCAUGUAUUCAGUCAUGUAUGUAAGCUUAAGUUAGGAUCGUUUCACCGCUAUCGAGGGGUGUACUGUAGUGGCGUAAUCAUGUUAAUGUGAAGCAUUGAGGCAUUUAACAUGCUGUGCAGGCAGCUCUGCAACCCACAAACUUGUUGCCUUCUCCUUGCAAAGUGAGUUCAGGCCGUGGCUUGGGUCUAGAUGUUGUUCUAUUUCCUUUCUACUUCGUGUCUUCCCUUUUUUUAUUUAUUUUAAGAUGAGACAUUGUUUAAGUGCCGCUCGCAAAACCUCACAAGUGAUGGGGGCUUUGCAUAGCCGUUAAAGGCGGCCGACCUGUACCGCAGAUAGUAUUAAUAAUUAUUACGGUUUAGUUAUUCGCAUGCGCACCGUUUCGCCGCGCAAGGUUUACUCACCGUCGCGUGCCGCGAGCGAUGUAUUGCCCCAGUUUGAGCCGGUGUCCUUAGUUGGCCCAGAUACUUCUUGCGCCGACUGUCGCGUGUGUUGAUUUAACUCCGAGUAGCCACGAUAGCUUGGAUGGAUUAGGGUAUCGUAUAACGCUUGACCGGAGAAUGGUGUUAUCUCCGCGCUUACUCCAUUCUCGGUGCAUUAGAUCCCUUUUCUUGACUGGUGUAAUGGUGUAAACUGUGCGGUUAUUCCUCCAUUGUCGGUGUACAUUUUACGCCCUUCUGCCUUGCUGCUAUUCCAGCGCCAACUGCAUGCUGACGGUUCGCUUUCACCAGUACGCUUGAUCAGCAUGAAAAAAUCGUUGCGUCGAAAUUGCGAGUAUUGAUUGAUUGAGCGAUUUAGCGGUACACUGGGUGUAAAAGAUAACUCCCCAGUCUCACACACUUUCAAUUGACUCUCUCGAGGCGCCGCACGAGAGUACUUCUUGCGCGGACGAAACGGAACGUGGUGCACGAUGAGUCAAGUCUUAACGGUUUUCUUUUUUUUUUUUAAGAGAGAGAAAAAAAAACGAAAUGAUCGUUACGUCAUUAGCGGGGAGCCGUUAUUCUACCGUGUUAUCUGUAUGUACGUCUGUUCAUCACAAGCGAUCGUCUCUCGCACAGGUGUGAGAGUACUCGUUUUCGAGAUAUGCAUGUGGCUGUGAAAUCGCAUUCACGUCUGUUAUUCUUGUGUUCUCGUUCGUGCGUUCCACACGACGUGACGUCAUUUCCCGCGUAAGCUCUUUGUUUAUUGCCACCCCUUCCUUUCUUGCCUCAUGCUCUUUCAAAACACGAUUGUCUCUGUACAGCGUGCCCAACAACAUAAUUUAUGAUGAAUAUCUGUAAUAUUUCAUUUUUUUUUUUUAAGAAUAUGCGAAGAGUCCUGUACAUAUGUAUAUUUAUGAAGUACCUUAGGAGUUAUAAGAUGCAAAUGGAAGUACCCAGUCUCCCCCCAUCCCUUGAAACGCCUGCCGUUCAUCUGGCUGUACAUAAGUGUUCGGCAAAGAACGAAGCGCCGAAAGAGAAAGCGUGAAAAGAAAAAAAAACGCAUUCAAUAAAUGCAGAGUCGUUAUUUUUGCAC